AUUUACAGCAGAUUGUACGACCUGAAGAAGAUACAUCUUUGUUGGAGUAGUGCUAACUCUCUCCAUCUCUUUCCCAUUUGGGUCGCAUUUAUACAAAAUUGCAAUACCAAAAAGGCUCGAAUGGCAACAGAGAGCGAAGAGAACGGCACGGAAAUGCAAACUGAGGUGGACGAGUCUGCUUAUUCGCUGGCUCGGUGCAAGCUGGAUAACCUCCUCAAUAAGAGCAUGAGGAUUCGGAUGACAGACGGGCGCACGCUGGUGGGGCUCUUCCUGUGCACAGACCGAGACUGCAACGUCAUCCUGGGAUCUGCACAAGAAUUCCUCAAAUCUACAGGGACCCAGUACACCCCAGAUUCUUUCUCACAAGGUGAGCCCAGAGUGUUGGGACUGGCUAUGAUCCCCGGCCAUCAUGUGGUUUCUAUUGAAGUGGAAUCUGAAAGCCUUCAGACCACCACCCAUGGACUCUGACAACUUUAGAGACAUUUGGGGUCACCAUAUGGACUAUAGAGAAUGUAGUUUCCAUGCACACUUUGUAUCUGCAACUACGGAGAUGGCAGUAAAGAUCCUCUAGAGCUGGAGUUGUAACCCAAUAGGAAUUUUCCCGGUGUUUUUCUUCUUUUUUUUCUUUUUUUUUUCAGGGAAAUGCAAUACACAGUGGUUUGGUCCUCUGUGUUGAAACAAAAAUAAUUAAUAACAGUGUGACUUGUAAACUGUAUCCUUUUGCUUGUGUGUUUGCUUCUUUGUGAGCAGUGCACAUUGUGUAUGUAAUUCUAUGGACAUUGCAAUUUUUCAAUAAGAGUUUAAUAAUCACUCUGAUAUUUG
Molecule: messenger RNA, 822 nt
Organism: Rhinichthys klamathensis goyatoka
Lineage: Eukaryota; Metazoa; Chordata; Actinopteri; Cypriniformes; Leuciscidae
Gene: naa38
Product: N-alpha-acetyltransferase 38, NatC auxiliary subunit
Exons: 3
Coding region: 121-468 (115 amino acids)
Cellular component (GO): NatC complex
Molecular function (GO): RNA binding
Source: RefSeq, a predicted model, not a curated record